CUCGCAGCGAGAGCCCCGAGCCCGAUGUCGGCAGGACGCCCGUGUGGGGCCAUCCCUCCGACCCUGACUGGAUAACGUGCUUGCUGCCUUGCACUGUGAAUAAUUCCCGAUAAAGCCAGCCGGACACGGGACUCCUUCCUGCAGGGAACCCCCGCCCUGCGCAGAGUGAGCACCCCGGGGCACCGAUCCCGCUAGAUUUGGGUGCCCGCGCUCCUCCAGCCGAGGAGGUGCAACUGCGGCGGACGAACAUGAAAACCUGGGUUUGUGAUUUGGGGCAGAAACUGGAGAUUUUCACCCCUUUCUUGGGCAAGUACCGCCCAUUCGUGGGGCGUUGCUGCCAGACCUGCACCCCGAGGAGCUGGGAUUGCUUCUACCACGAGCAAUUCUCCUCUCUCGGCUUCCGCAACAUCAUCCGGAGAACCACUGCCACUGUACAGGGCUGUUGGGAUGCCUCUCCGUCAUCUUUGCUAGCCACAGUCCAGUACAGGGGUUGGCUGGUUCGGAGACUUUGUUAUUUCCUCGCUGUCUUGGAUUGGAAAGUUCCUGCUGAUGCCCCCGGGGACCUCGCAGAGAGGAUCUGCCGCAGUAAGAGGGUACAGGAUGUCGCUGCUGGCCAGGCCCGUGGCUCUACAGGGGACGGCAAGUCCCCCCUGCGGUGGAGGGACAAAGUACUCAAGAUCCUGGCUGAAAUUCAGGCCCCGCUCUCCCUUUUCAUGCUGAGGCUGUGCGGCUGGGCUCUGCUCAGGCUCCUGAACCACCUCUUCCUCAAUGUGCAGCUCCACCGAGGGCAACUGGAGAUGGUGCUGAGAGCCGCCAGGACGCCCGGCGUGCCGCUGGUUUUCCUCUCGACGCACAAGUCGCAGCUAGAUGGGCUGCUGCUCUCCUUCGUCCUCUUCUCCCAAGGCCUGGGGGUGCCCAGAGUGACGGUGGGUGGCCAAACCUGCAGUCGUCACCUCCGGGCCUUGCUCAGCAGCCUGGGAGGCGUUUUCCUGCCCACAAGGACAGAGCGGAUGCGGAGUGGCCAGGACGAAGAGCUCUCGGGAGCUGUGCUCGCUGCGUACGUCGAGGAGGUGCUGAAGAGCCAGCAGCCUCUGCUGAUCUUCCUGGAAGAGCCCUUCUCCGGCACCCUGCAUCUCUCUGCCCCUGCUUGGGAGUGGCUGGCCCUGGUGUACCGAGCUUUGCGGGACAGCGCCGUCUCCGACGUCCUCCUGGUCCCCGUGGGCAUCGCCUACGACGUAGCCCCCGACGGCCACUGCGCGGGGCAGGCGCACGGCGCUCGGCCCCUCAGCCUCCGCGCCUGCCUCUGGGCAGCAUGCCGAGCAUUGAGCCAGGAGUUUGGCUGCGCCCGGGUGGACUUCGCCCAGCCCUUCUCCUUACAGGAGUUUGUGGCAAAAAACCUUGUCAGGCGGAGCUGUGCAGGGAAGUCGCUGGAGGAGCUGCUGCUGCCUACUGUCCUCGGCACGGGCUCCAGCCAGGUGGAUGGCAACAAGGCAGAGGUUUGGGGUCCAGGCGCCAGAACAGCUGCCGGCUUGAAACCAGAAGAAGAAAUAUUGGUGACCAAGCUGGGCCUGCACGCCCUGAGCGACGGCGUUGCCUGCUCCGCUGUCAUGGCUGUGGGGAUCACGUCUGCGCUGCUGCUGCACAAGCACCGCGAGGGUGUCUUCCUCUCCCGCCUCAUGUCCGACUUCUCAUGGCUCCUGGAGGAGAUCCUGCUGCGCCACCACGAUGUGGGCUUCUCGGGGCAGCUCCGUGCCGUGGUGCCGCACAGCCUCUCCCUGCUCAGCGCCCGCCUCGCCCUGUACCGCCUCUCACCCCCCGGUGACAUCCUGGUGGUGCCCGAGGCCUCGGCAGUGGCCCAGCGGGAGCUGGGCCUCCACAGCGUGGCCCUCCUGCCCGUCUUUGCCAGCGAGGCGGUGGGAGCCUGUGCCAUCCGCGCUUUGCUAGUGGAGAUGCUGCCCUUCCUGGGGGUGCCUGCUGGGCCCUGCGGUGUGGUGCUGAGCCGGGAUGAGCUGCACCGCAAGACCCUGGCGCUGCUCUGGCUCCUGCCCCCCAACCUGCUGGGGCUCCAGCCCUGCCAACCCCUCGAGUGCUACAGCCAGGACGUCUUGGACAAGCUCAUCCGGUGCGGGCUGCUGGAGGCUGAAGAGUCGGAGCGCGAGCACCAGCUCUGCGACGUGGCCCGCCGGCCCUUCCUCAGGAGGCCACCCUGGACAGAGAUGGACUUUGCGGACAGUGACAGCGACGAUGAGGACAACGCCGGCAAGCGCUGCUUCAAGCUCUGCCAGCCUCGCAGCUCGCCCGAUUUCCUCCUCUUCCUCUGCCGGCUCCUGAGCCCUGUUCUGAAGACCUACGUGAGGGCGGCCGCUUUCCUGGAUGAGGCCAGCUGGCCCCAGCCCGAGCCUGCCUACGUGGACACGCUGCAGCGGUUCCUGGCCGAGGACGGCGGUUUCGCGUACGCCGAUGGGAGCCUGGCACUGAGCUCGCUGCAGACCUUCAAGGAGAUGGGGGUGCUGAAGGAGGUGGCAAGCCCCGCGGGACCCCUUCUGCACCUCGGCGAGCCCUUCCGCUCCAGGGAGAACCGGGAGAAACUCGUGGCUUUCAUCCAGCAGUUUGCGGAGCCAUGAGCCACCGUGGACCGCCGGUGCCAAUAAACGCGGCGCAGAGGGAGCAGGUA
Molecule: messenger RNA, 2674 nt
Organism: Rhea pennata
Lineage: Eukaryota; Metazoa; Chordata; Aves; Rheiformes; Rheidae
Product: glycerol-3-phosphate acyltransferase 2, mitochondrial-like
Exons: 23
Coding region: 249-2624 (791 amino acids)
Biological process (GO): fatty acid metabolic process; triglyceride biosynthetic process; piRNA processing
Cellular component (GO): mitochondrial membrane
Molecular function (GO): glycerol-3-phosphate O-acyltransferase activity
Source: RefSeq, a predicted model, not a curated record